GGUGUGAUUGCUACAGUUGGUAACCUAAUGGUACUGACGAUGUUUUGUCGAGAACAACAAUUUAGAAGGAAACCACAUGAUCUUCUAUUGCUGAAUCUGGCUAUAGCUGAUAUAGGAAUAUCCGUUUGCUGUAAAAAACUAGAAGUUGAAAAACACGUUACCUGGAUAUGUCUGCUAAUGACAGGAACGUUUACCAUUCUCUGGUCACCUUAUACGUUUGUGUGUCUUUGGUCUGUCUAUGAUGCUAAUCUACCAAUAUGGAUCACUACCUGGCCAACCAUGUUUGCUAAAGCUUCUUGUAUGAUUAAUCCGAUCAUCUAUUACCUAAGUAAUCCAUUAUUCAGGAAAUGUGCUAGAAGACUUUUAAGCUGCCAAUUCCACCAGAGAGAUAUCGUUAGGUAA
Molecule: messenger RNA, 402 nt
Organism: Patella vulgata (common limpet)
Lineage: Eukaryota; Metazoa; Mollusca; Gastropoda; Patellidae
Product: visual pigment-like receptor peropsin
Exons: 3
Cellular component (GO): membrane
Source: RefSeq, a predicted model, not a curated record